AUGGGCCGCGUCAAACGAUCAGUCGACGAUAUCGAAUUAGCGAAUAAAUCUGACUCAGAUGAUGACGACUACAGCGACCACCCCGUUCAAAAUAGUCGACGUUCAGCGUCGAAGUCCAAAUCGAAAAGAAAGUCCCGUCCCGCGAAGAAGAAGGCGCGCCAUGAUUCUGAUAUCACCUCUGACGACGAGAUUAGUGAACUCGGGGAGUCUUAUUCCGAGGGUUCACAUGAAGAGGAUGAAGCCGAUGCCCCAAGGAACGCGCGAGGUAUUCCCGCUCGAAGGGCUGCCGCCAAUAGACCACCGACCUAUGAUGAGGGCUCGGAGGGUAUAGAGGAUGAAGAAGAAGAAGAAGACGCUAUCCCUUCCCCUAAGAAGGUGGUGAAGCUGAAAGUCAAUGCCCUAAAGCGACAGGCACCGCAGGAUAACUUCCCAGGCUCUCGGCGUACGACUCGACGAACUCGCGAUCCAUCCGACGAUAUAUACGCGUUGACAAACUCUGGACGCCAUGUUCAGACGAUACAGAGGGGCACGCAUAGUCCGGAAGCAGAGCGGGGUCGUCGGUCAUCACGCGGGUCGAAGCGCGCUCCCGAAGCUGAGGCUGUGGUCGAAGCCGACGAGGAAGACGAAAAGAUGGAGGAUCCAGAGGUCAUUGAAGAAACUUUGACCGAUAUCAAGACUUCACAGCUAGAGAUCCAGGAGAGUGCUCCGAACUCCUUCAGAGAUGAUGUUGGACAAGACGCACCUGCCGAGGAUGAAGGCUUUGUGCCGGAAUCUGAAAACGGUGAUGGCAAUGCAAAAGGAGACGACGACGACGAUGAUGACGACGGUCCAACCACAAGGCGACGAAGUAGACCGAACCGCAGUCAGAAUACCGAAGAAGCUACACAGGCAGACGAAGAAGAAACUGGGCUCCGCCGCUCUAGCCGAAAGAAACCAAGGUCUUCGCAGCGGAAAAAUGACGAGGAAAGCGAUUUUGAGCCCGAGGAAGAAGACACCCACGACGAGGAUGAGUUAUCGCAGUCUGGAAAAUCUCAAGGUUCCCCGCGCAAAGGGAGCCAAGCUCAGGAUGAUGAUUAUGAAAGCUCAACUGGCCGACGCCCGGGCCUCCGUAAGAGGGCUUCUCGGUCACGUGGGGAGUCCGAGGCCGUCGACAUUGCAGAGGAGCUGGCCGAAGAACUUCAUGAUCUAAGAGGAAGCCGUCCGCGCCGCCGAGUACAUCAAGAAAUUGUUUAUGAGAAGCCCAGACGCAGCCGCAAGGAUGUUGAUUACCGCAUUAUCCGCCCUGAUCUGGCCCUGCCGAUAGAAGAGGCUGAGAAUGAAGUCAAUGAAUCCCCUUCGCGCCGAGGCCGUGGUGGAGGUGGCAACACCUGGCAGCGAUCGCUGUUCCCAACCUAUGGGCCAUUUGGAGGCGGCGGGCCAUCUGCAAUUCUGGGACCUCCCGGAGCACACGCUGCCACUGGAGGAGUUGAUAGUGACAGUAGCGACGACGAAGGGAUGCAGCAUCCUAAAGGGUCAAUAUCAGGGCCAGCUGGUGGUGUUCUACCUCUUCCUGGUGUCUUCGCGCCCCAAACGCACAGUGCCGAUGCAGUGCAAGGCCACUCUGGCACUCCAGCGAACUUUGGUCGCGUCAAGGACAAGCAGGCACUGGCCGACGCAGAUCCGCUGGGCGUUGAUAUGAACGUCAACUUUGAUAGUGUAGGAGGAUUGCAAGGUCAUAUUGACCAGUUGAAGGAGAUGGUGUCUCUUCCGCUUCUCUACCCAGAGAUCUUCCAGCGAUUCCACAUUGUGCCUCCUCGUGGUGUUCUCUUCCAUGGACCUCCGGGAACGGGUAAGACUUUGCUGGCCAGGGCUCUGGCAAACAGUGUCAGUUCCGAAGGCCGCAAAGUCACAUUCUAUAUGAGAAAGGGUGCUGAUGCGCUGAGCAAAUGGGUGGGAGAGGCUGAAAGGCAGCUUCGUCUUCUUUUCGAAGAGGCUCGCAAAAACCAGCCAAGUAUCAUCUUCUUCGACGAAAUUGAUGGAUUGGCACCUGUCCGGUCAAGUAAGCAGGAGCAAAUUCACGCGUCGAUCGUCUCCACUCUUCUGGCAUUGAUGGACGGUAUGGAUGGCCGUGGCCAAGUCAUUGUAAUUGGUGCCACGAAUCGUCCCGACUCUAUUGACCCUGCUCUUCGUCGUCCGGGCCGUUUUGACCGCGAGUUCUACUUUCCCCUGCCCAACACCGAAGGCCGCCGUGCUAUCCUAGACAUUCACACUAAAGGCUGGGAUCCACCACUGCAAGAUGCCAUCAAGGAUGAGCUUGCCGAAAUCACCAAAGGCUAUGGAGGUGCAGAUUUGCGAGCUCUUUGCACGGAAGCCGCACUGAAUGCUGUUCAGAGGAGGUAUCCUCAAAUUUACAAGUCUGAAAAGAAGCUCCUGAUCGACCCGAAGACGAUUGAGGUUGCGCCGAAGGAUUUCAUGCUUGCAAUCAAGAAAAUGGUCCCUUCUUCAGAAAGGUCUACAUCAUCCGGUGCUAUGCAAUUGCCCAAGUCAGUUGAACCAUUACUACGUCAGCCCUUAGUCGAACUCAAGAGUAUGCUUUCAGAAAUCCUUCCACAGCGCAAGAGACUCACCGCUCUGGAAGAGGCACAAUAUGAGGAGCCGAGAGAAUCGUCAAGGGGUUUCCAGCGCGAGCAAAUGCAACAGGAAUUUGAGAGGUCGCGAGUUUUUAGACCCAGGUUAUUACUUCGGGGCUCCCUAGGCAUGGGCCAGCAGUACCUGGCAGGCGCUCUUUUGCACGACUUUGAAGGUCUUCAUGUUCAAUCAUUUGAUCUCCCGACACUACUCAGUGACUCAACUCGGUCGCCCGAAGCGGCAAUCAUCCAGCUCUUCGCUGAAGUCAAACGACACAAGCCCAGUGUUAUUUACAUCCCAGGCCUUCAAAACUGGUCUGAAACCGUUGGCCAGGCCGUGAUAUCUACCUUCAUGGGCCUUUUACGAUCGAUACCUCCUACUGACCCUGUUCUGCUGCUUGGAAUCAUGGAAACUUCCGAAGACAUUGACCCUGCGCUAAUGAGGAAUUUAUUUGGCUACUCAAAGCGAAACAUCUUUGAGCUCACAGCGCCGGGUAAUGAGGCGCGGCGUGAAUAUUUUGCUAAAGUGGUUGAACUAAUCAAAGCCUCGCCUUCUCAUCUCCCGGAUCCUGAUAAUCGGAAGAAGAGACAGCUUGAAGAUUUGGAGGUAGCGCCGCCGCCACCACCGCCGGAGAAGGCUCCGCUUUCGAAGGAACAACAGAAAGCUCAGAAGAAGAAAGAUUACCAGACACUGAACCUCUUGAAGAUCCGUAUUCAGCCAAUUAUGGACCAAAUCAAGAAGUACAAGCGGUUUAGGACGGGUGUCAUUGAUGAGUCCCAGAUCCGGUACCUGUGGGAAGAGGAAGAUCCUAAUCUUGUUACGAGUGAUCUCCCGAUCGAGCAGCGCACAACGUUUCGACCAUUUGAAAAGGCGCAUGACAAGCAUGGGGUUCUAGGUCUUCGGGAGACCGUGUCUGGCAAAUUUUUCUACAACUUGGAAAUUGUGACCAUCGAGAAACGACUCUCCAACGGGUACUACAAGCGACCCAAGGACUUUUUGGCGGAUAUCAAACGGCUAGCCAAGGACGCGCGGCAGCUCAAUGAUCAAGAACGAUUGCUCCGUGCGAACGAACUUCUCUCAAAUGUUGAGGUGGAUAUCGCUACCAUUGAACAGGCGGAGCCGGCACUCAUGGCUGAAUGUGAGAAUGUAUACCUUCGUGAGCUGGAGCGGGAAAAAGUCGCGCUGGAAAAGGCGAGGAAGGCCCAAGAGGAGGAAAAUGCCAUUGCUUCUCGUGUUAUAGAUAACAGGGUCCCCCAUGGAAACACAGAUUCCGACCCGUCGAGUGGCCCUGUGGUGCUUGGAGCAUCGUUCCCAGAUCUCGGUCCUCAAAUACCUGGUCGGCCUAUUACGCCUCCACGGCGGUCAACUGUCAGCUUCAUGACGAAUGGUUAUCAUCGGGGCGAUGGGUCGGAUUUGAACGAUUCGAAUCCGACCAACGGCUCGCAUGAUAUCAACCCUGAUGGCGAUGGGGACACUUAUAUGACCAACUCUGACCAGUCAACUGGUAAGGAUACCCAGACAAGCUCGUUCGGGCCCGCUGCGCAGCCUAAACCGGCCUAUUCUAUGACGGCUCCUUCUCAGCAGGUGAGGCGGGAGUCAGGGCUUUCGAGCUUCUCGCAGAAAGGACCCAUGACCCCCAUGGCUCCGGGAUCGCAACCGGCAGACUACACUAACGAAGCCUCGACCACGCAAACGACAUCUGACAAGAAGUCAUCGGAGCAGUCUUCCCACCCACAACACUACACCCAAAGUCCUAUUGUCAUUCACGGCACGCGGCACGACUACCCCGACCUUACCCUGUAUCCCGAUCGUGUCUCGCAAGAGGAACACCUUCCUGAUACCCAGCAAGGUGAUAGCAGCCAGCCGUCUCCUCCCCAGCUACGCGAAUCCCAGGGUUCGCGCGUCGAAAUCCAGUCACAGCCUAAAUCGCAGCCUCCUGUACCCCUUUUCGACGCCGCUUCUAGACAGCCAACCGCUCUGCAGGCCCUCCUCAAUGACGAGGACGAGUCGCCAAAAUUGAUCAUCGACCAUGACUACGUCCGGGAAUUGCAUAAGGAGAUGACACAGCGCACGAGCGGAUGCUCUGUCGAGCAGCUUGAGCAGAUCAAUACGGCGCUGAUGGAUGUCCUCUGGCAUACCCGCAGCGAUUGGAACCGCAGCAAAGUGGCCGCUGGGAUACAACACGCCUUCAACGAUGUCCUCGAGGACAUGCAGGCCGUGCAGGAGAUCGGGCCGAUCAGUCAGAAGACGCAGGAACAACUCCGCUCGAUUUACUAG
Aspergillus mulundensis is the source of this 4884-nucleotide messenger RNA. RefSeq names its product chromatin segregase YTA7. Bases 1 to 4884 code for a protein of 1627 amino acids. Lineage: Eukaryota; Fungi; Ascomycota; Eurotiomycetes; Eurotiales; Aspergillaceae. Gene Ontology annotation, biological process: positive regulation of transcription by RNA polymerase II. The transcript is spliced from 2 exons. Gene Ontology annotation, molecular function: ATP hydrolysis activity; chromatin binding; histone binding. The record is from RefSeq and is a predicted model, not a curated record. Gene Ontology annotation, cellular component: nucleus.